Porites lobata is the source of this 1281-nucleotide messenger RNA. Lineage: Eukaryota; Metazoa; Cnidaria; Anthozoa; Scleractinia; Poritidae. The record is from the annotation of a GenBank genome assembly.
AUGGAGCACAAUACUCGACGAAUAAUUCUUAACGUCCAAGGAUGUCGCUUUGAAACUUUUCAGGCCACGCUUGAUGAAUUUCCUGAUACUCUACUGGGUUCGGAGGAAAAACGAAGCAGGUUUUACGACCCGCUGCGAGACGAAUACUUCUUCGAGAGAGACAAAUAUGCUUUUGAUUCCAUUCUCUUUUACUACCAAUCCAGGGGAAUUCUUUCUUGCCCUCCAACUAUAUCACAAAAUACGUUUGAUGAAGAGCUCAAGUUCUACGAGAUCAGACCGAAAGAGCCCGAACAACAGGAAACACGAGUUUCAGUUAUGCCCUUGAAAAAAUGGCAACGAAAAAUGUGGAAACUUCUUGAGUAUCCGGAGUCUUCAAAACAAGCUGCCUUUUUUUCUAAACUCUCUAUGCUCGUAAUUGUACUGUCUGUUGUAGCGUUCUGUGCAGAAACUCUCGACAAGGCGUCAACAAGGUCCUCCAUAUCGUCGUCUUUACUCAAUAACACCAAUAACGAAACUGCCAAGAUAGAUCAAUCACAGAUGAAUAUGAAGAGGUCAAGAGUAUGGUUCAUAAUUGAUACCUGUAUUAUAAUCUGGUUUAGCAUGGAAUAUCUUUCCCGGCUCGCAUCAUCGCCUGAUAAAGUCAAAUUUAUCCGCUCAAUGUUAGCGAUAAUUGACCUGUUAGCGAUAAUACCAUAUUUUAUAUCUUUAAUCUUAGGCGAUAGCUUCGCGCCUGCGUUUUCGUUCACCAUAAUGAGAGUUUUUCGUCUAUUGCGAGUAGUGCGACUGUUAAAACUCACGCGCUACGUAGCGGCUCUAAGAAUUUUGGGUCAAACUGUCCAAUCCUGCCAGGAACAGCUUACAGCCCUGAUGUUCCUCAUAUUAAUCUCAGUCAUAUUGUUUUCAAGUGCUAUUUUUUACAUCGAAAAGGAGGCAAACCCGGACAAUUUCAGCAGCAUUCCCGCCUCGUUUUGGUGGACAAUCAUCACCAUGACGACUGUCGGUUACGGCGAUAUGACGCCACAAACACCCCAGGGGAGAGUGGUUGGAGCAGUUUGUGCCGUAUUUGGGGUAGUUGUAAUGGUUUGCCUUCCUAGUCCUGUAUUUAUUUCAAGCUUUAAUGAAAUUUACGUGCGAUACAUUACCACCCUCAAGAAGAACCAAAAAAACACAUCCAAAGAGAGCAGCAGUGAAACUUGGACAAAAUGGCGGAAGGCUCUUACUCCUUCAAAGAUGAUGAUAGUAACUAGACAAAAGCCUAACACGAUAAACGAUAAGACGUAG